CACCUAUUUAGCCUUCCACCCAUUCCCAAUUCGCAAGUCGUGCUUAUGUGUUGCCAUUGUUUUACACCCCUAAUCUAAGCUUGACUCUCCAUCUUCAGGAACACGGGCUACAAAUCCGGGGAUGCCGAUCCACUAGCGGAUAUUUCGUGGCGUCAGCCGCCGUCAGCCACGCUCAGACACUAGACUCGAGAUCUACCGACGACAUGACCACAAGUCGACUUCUACCAGCGGUCGCAAACACGGCAAACCUGCAGCAGUUGCAGAUCAUUGCGAAAGGAAGGUGAAGAUGAGGGGAAGUUGGGAAGUUUAAAUUGAUGACAUUGAAGAUCAAUUCCUAACCCGCGAUAUUGAGCCCGCGAGGCCCUCAUACUUGAAACGCUGUCGGCUGAAUCCCAAGUCAACGUAGUUAUCAUACGAUUAUAAAAGAAGGCUUAUAACCCCCAACUAACCUUCCCCCAUCAGUCCAUUAUCUCAAAACACAGACAGCAACUACUCAAACCCACAAUCCCAACAAAUCAAUCCACCACCCAUCAUGCACCCCAAAGCCCUCCUCGCCCUCGCCCUCUCCCUCCCCCUCGCCGCCACCGCCCUCAAAGCCUCCUUCACCGAAUACGGUGCUGGCGACUCCAUGGGCUCCCCUAACUGCGCCACCUCCAUCAAUGCCUGCGGCGAGCCCGGAGGCGGCUACACCGCCGCGCUGAGCCAAUCUCAAUUCGGCGCUGGCCCCGGCGACGGCGCGGGUCCUGCAUGUGGGACCUGCUACAAGUUGACUGUGACGACGGAUCUGAGCGGGCAGGCGGUGACGGAGAAUAGUGUUACGGUGCGGGUCAAUAAUCUGUGUCCGACGGAUGGGAAUCCGAUUUGUAGCGUGCCGAAUCAAUAUGGGGCCGAGAUACACUUUGAUUUGUGUAGGGAUUCGGGGGCGACGGCGAAUUUCUUUACGAGUAGUCAGGCAGGAAUUGGGACGGCGGAGCAGGUAAGCUGUUAAAUGGGUGAAGGGGAUGGAGAGGAUAGGAUGAUAUGAGAUUGUAUAUAGCAGGGAAUCUUCGGAAAUAAAAUAAAAUCAGAGCGGAGACUGCCC
Molecule: messenger RNA, 1081 nt
Organism: Pseudogymnoascus verrucosus
Lineage: Eukaryota; Fungi; Ascomycota; Leotiomycetes; Thelebolales; Thelebolaceae
Exons: 1
Coding region: 533-988 (151 amino acids)
Source: RefSeq, a predicted model, not a curated record